Molecule: messenger RNA, 1295 nt
Organism: Seriola dumerili (greater amberjack)
Lineage: Eukaryota; Metazoa; Chordata; Actinopteri; Carangiformes; Carangidae
Product: interferon-inducible GTPase 5-like
Exons: 4
Cellular component (GO): membrane
Molecular function (GO): GTP binding
Source: RefSeq, a predicted model, not a curated record
GAGAUCUCAGGAGGAGGCUGCAGGUCAGAACAAGACGCUUGCUGAUUGGACUGAUUUUAACCAGGAGAACAGAGAUCAGCAUGGAUGAUCCAUUUGAUUCAUAUCCAGAAAUGGAAGAAAUGAAAGAAAUUAGAGAAGAGCUGCAAAACAACAGGCCUACCUCAGCAGCUGCAAAGAUCCAGGAGCAUAUGAAGCAGCAGAAUAAUAUUCCAUUAAAUAUUGGCAUCACAGGGGAGUCUGGCUCUGGUAAAUCCACCUUUGUUAAUGCCUUUAGAGGCAUAGACAACAGAGAUGUGAAGGCCGCUCCUACUGGUUGUGUAGAAACCACCUCAGAUGUUACACCAUACCCCCAUCCAAACUAUCCCAAUGUCACGUUGUGGGAUCUCCCUGGCAUUGGAACCACCAGCUUUCCAGCUGACAAGUACCUGCAGCAUGUUGGAUUUGAGAGGUUCGACUUCUUCAUCAUCAUCUCAGCUGAUCGCUUCAGAGAAAAUGAUGUGAAACUCGCUCAGGAGAUUCAGAGGAUGGAGAAAAAGUUCUACUUUGUUCGCUCAAAGAUCGACCAGGACUUACGUAAUGCAGAAAGAAGUAAGAGGGAUUUCAAUGCAGAAAUGACUCUGACACAGAUCAGGGAAAACUGCAUUCAAGUACUGAAGAGUCAAAAAGAACUGGGCAGCCCAAGGUGUUGAGUCUUCCUGGUGUCCAGCUCUGAGCUCCACCUGCAUGAUUUCCAUCUGUUAGAGGAGACUCUAGAGAGAGAACUUCCUGCUCACAAGAGGAACGCUCUGCUGCUCGCCAUGACCAAUAUCAGCCGUGAGAUCAUCGACAAGAAGAAAGAGAUUUUACAGUCAACUGUAAAGUACUACGCCUCUCUGUCUGCACUCGGAGCAUUUGCACUAGUCCCUGGGCUCUCUGUUGCUGUUGAUCUAACCAUUCUGAUUAAAGCCAUCAAAAGGUACCAAGUUACUUUUGGUCUUGAUAGCAAGUCACUGCAGAAUCUUGCUUUUAGUGCAGAUGUGCCUUUGGCUGAUCUCAAAGUAGUGAUGACAUCACCACUGGCUGCAGUAGAAAUAACUCAAGAUCUUGUCAUCAAGGUAUUUUUAUUAUCAGCAAGCGAAGCUGCAUUUAUGGCAGCAGAGGAAGGAUCCAGAUUCAUUCCAAUAAUUGGAAUCCCAAUAGCAAUGGGCCUCUCUUUUACCUCCAUCUACAGAGUGCUCAGUACUUCCCUCAACAUGCUUGCUGAGGAUGCACAGAAAGUAUUUACAAGGGCCCUGGGUUUAAAUACCACAGUGUGA